GGGGAACGAUGGCUGAAGAAAGCAAUCAUCUUGGCGCCCCUUUCUGCUUUCUCUAUUGGCACUGCUAGUCAGCUGCAAAUUUCGCUUCUAAUCGGCUAACAGUUUUACUAAGAAGGCUAUUAACUUCCUCAGCUCAGAUUCUCGAUUCAGUUCCGCCACACCCAUGUCAUUGCGGAGGCGAAUCUUGCUCAAGGUCAUCGUUCUCGGCGACAGCGGGGUGGGAAAGACGUCGUUGAUGACUCAAUAUAUACAUAAGAAGUUUAAUCAGCAAUACAAAGCUACAAUUGGCGCUGAUUUUGUCACCAAGGAACUCCAGAUUGAUGACAGACUGGUUACUCUACAAAUAUGGGACACUGCUGGUCAAGAAAGAUUUCAAAGUCUCGGAGUUUCUUUUUAUAGAGGGGCAGAUUGUUGUGUCCUUGUGUAUGAUGUUAAUGUUAUGAGGUCUUUCGAUACCCUUGACACAUGGCAUGAGGAAUUUCUCAAACAGGCAAAUGCUCCUAAUCCCAGGAAAUUUCCAUUUAUAUUGCUUGGAAACAAGGUUGAUAUUGAUGGGGGAAAUAGUCGAGUGGUGUCUGAGAAGAAAGCAUUGGACUGGUGUGUGUCAAAAGGAAAUAUUCCUUACUAUGAGACAUCUGCUAAAGAGGACUACAAUAUAGAUGCUGCUUUUUUGUGUAUUGCUAAGACUGCUCUUGCUAAUGAGCAAGGGCAGGACAUAUACUUUCAAGGUAUUCCAGACACUGUUCCUGAGAAUGAGCAAAGGCGCGGAUGUGCAUGCUAAUGCGAAAAAUCCUGAUUUAUCCGAUAUACUUGGCCCUCUUACCCACAUUUUUUUGGGUCUUGUAAUGAUUUUCCACCUUUCCCAUCUUUCAUGUAAUUCAGUCAUUUAGAUUGGUUUGUGUUGGGAACUCACAUUUGACCUUUGACUUGAUCAGUUUUUUGAUUGUGAUGCAUUUGUUCAAUUGAUUUGCCACGUGUUGUUUAAGCUUAGGUAUUUAUGUUCCUUCAUGAGAAAGUUGUUUAAGCAAAUGUUGUAAAUGGCAUUUUAUUGAUAGUGCCCUUGAUGUUAGGCUAAACAGAGAGUGAUUUGCUUAAUUUAGUUCAGUAAUUGAAUGUUGUGAAUUGUGGUAGUUCUAUAGUAUUGUAAAAUCUCUUAUUCUAUUUCUUGGGCAA
Neltuma alba is the source of this 1173-nucleotide messenger RNA. RefSeq names its product ras-related protein Rab7-like. The record is from RefSeq and is a predicted model, not a curated record. Gene Ontology annotation, molecular function: GTP binding; GTPase activity. Gene Ontology annotation, cellular component: vacuolar membrane. Bases 164 to 781 code for a protein of 205 amino acids. The transcript has 7 exons. NCBI's taxonomy places the organism in Eukaryota, Viridiplantae, Streptophyta, Magnoliopsida, Fabales, Fabaceae.